UAAAUAGUGAAAAUAUCCAGGCGGCUUCUUUGGUUGCCUAACACAAGCGGUAUUUCAAACAAACAAGAUGGCCUGUACGAAAACUAAGCGUAGAGCUCGUACUCGCACUCAGCGGUUCACUUCAAAUGUCUUUUCCAUGUUUAAUGAAGCUCAAAUCAGCGAAUUCAAGACCUUAGAAAAUUAUUCAUUUUGUUGGUAAAAAUCAGGUACAGGCCUAUAUCGUAAACAUCUAUUAUAUCAACAGGGUCUACUUUUGAAAACACAUACGAACAUGCGGCUUUCAUCACUUCCUCAUCUAAAAGCCCGCGAUUAAAAACUAUGUUGUUCAUUCAUGAGUCUCCGCAAUAAUCUUUUCCUCUCACUGCCAGCAGGAAUAUAGAUAUGUCAUCGAAGGUUUAUAAAUAGUACGUUCCCGGAUUCAGGGUCUUUAUAAGUUGAUUCUGUAAAUCCCCACCAGUCUGCUGAGUUUUGAACAAAUACAUUGUUUUAUAGUCCAUAGGAUGUGAGACGUAAAGUGUAGACGAAAUUGUUUCGAAGUCUGCGAAUUUGACCAUGGCAACUUUUGUCUUACCUUUAGCUAAAUUGUCCAAAUACAUAGUAGUGUUUAUUGCAGACUAUUACAGCUCUAUUUUUGAUCAUUUGGGUUUAUUAUUAGUUAAGAUAACUCCUUAUUUAAGCUGAGGAGAUAUUUUUGAGAAGUUUACUGGAAGUUCGUGCUUUGAUUUGAGUUUAACAGAGACUGUUAGCAGGUUACGAUUCUACACAAAUGUACCUCGGCGUUAGCUGCCAUACUUCGUGUAAGUAGAUAGGAAGUUAUUUAGCAAAUUGUGGGGAGAUCUAAACGAAGGAAGUGUAGUCCUACAGAAAUAAAGAAAAAUCUCUGUUGAAGAAAAGACGAUAUUGGGACAUAAUUUAAAGCAAGAAUAAUAUCGUAUGUAUCAUCAUCACUACCACGACUUUUCAGCCGUCAUUAAAAGUCCUUAACCGUAAAUUACUGCUACCAAAAACCACAUCUCUAUACAGGCCAGCCCAACUGUCGAUAACUUCAUGGACUGGUGUUAGAUUAAAGAGGACUACGACAGCCUAACCAUAGUACUCCAAACCAAUACCAAAGGUUCCACAUGGUUGUCGUUUACAAAAGUUUUAAGAUAUUUCUGUCAGUAUAUAACUACAAAAGUUCUUUAGAAGCUUUUGAACUACUGUCUGUAUUAUUUAGUGUACUAUCGUUCAUCGUUUCAAUCUUUUAAACAGGAAGCGUUCCUAAUGAUUGAUUCAACCAAAGAUGGUGUCAUUGAUAAGCAUGACUUAGAAGAUAUUUUCAUCUCUUUGGGAAAAUCGCCAAACGACGAGUACUUAAACGAUAUGCUUUCACAAGCACCCGGUCAAAUAAAUUUCACAAUGUUUUUAACAUUAUUUGGUGAGAAAAUGAUGGGGUGUGAUCCGGAAGAAACGAUUUUAAAUGCUUUUGCUUGUUUUGAUCCUGAGGGGACAGGUGUAAUAAGUGAGAAACGUUUACGUGAAUUAAUGACUACAAUGGGGGAUAGAUGGUCUAAUGAGAAAGUUGAUGAAUUAUUCCAUGGUGCACCGAUUCAAGAUGGGAAUUUUGAUUAUAAAGAAUUUACACGAAUGAUUAUGCAUGGUCAAGAAGAAGAAGAAGGUCAAACAAACCAAACAUAAUUUUAUUAUCAACUGACAGCAAAUUGAAUUUUAUACUCAUCACACUUUCUAACUUUUAAAAAUAUAUACACACGUAUACAUUCAUUUUUGCUAAUCUCUUGUAUUUCUUUUUUUUUACAUUCCAUUUCUACUCUACUCAUUGCUUGCUACUAUUUGUGCCUUAACGCAAAACACCAAGAAAUAUAUCUUUGAAUGCAUAAAAGCUUUUCUUUUAAAUGAAUUACAUAACCUUAAGUGAUUUUACAGAUUACCUUUUAAUGUGAACGCAAGUACUUUUGUCGCC
This is a messenger RNA of Schistosoma bovis, 1960 nucleotides long. The record is from the annotation of a GenBank genome assembly. NCBI's taxonomy places the organism in Eukaryota, Metazoa, Platyhelminthes, Trematoda, Strigeidida, Schistosomatidae.